Molecule: messenger RNA, 1108 nt
Organism: Trichoderma atroviride IMI 206040
Lineage: Eukaryota; Fungi; Ascomycota; Sordariomycetes; Hypocreales; Hypocreaceae
Source: RefSeq, a predicted model, not a curated record
CUCGGACUGUCUACAUUUGAGGUUGAAAUGAGGCGUCGGCUUUGGUGGCAGAUAUGUACCUUGGAUGUUCGUGUUGCCGAAGUUUCUAGCAGCGAACCAUUCAUUAUCCAACCAAGUCUUCAUACAGAGUUGCCACUCAAUAUCAACGAUAUAAGCCUGGACCCUCACAUAGGUGAGCUAAGCCCGCAACCAGGACGAAGCGAGAUGCUGCUCAGCUUGGUGCGGAUCGAAAUAAGCAAUUUUGCGCGACGAAUAGUAUUCUCGGAUCAAUUUUGCCGAAUUAACAACUAUGGCAUGAUGAAUGAAGCACAAAAGUGUCAAGCGAUAGAUGAGUUCAAGGAGCGCAUUGAAAAACAGUAUCUGUCGCAUUGCCAUGAAGCGAUUCCGCUAGAUUGCCUCAUCAUUAUGAGCAGCAGGCUCAUUCUUGCAAAACUGAAGCUGGCUGUUUAUAAGACGCGCCCAAAUCAACAUCCCGAGAUGCCUGUGAGAGCCAACUAUAAGAAAGCUUGUGAGAAGUUUUUGGAGCAGGCAUGCGAACUACGACAAUACAUUAGGGGGCGCCGGUGGCUGUGGUUGUUCCAAUAUAUUGAAUGGGAUGCGCUUGCAUAUCUUCUGCUAGACCUUUGCAUUACUCUGUCAUUGCCAGGUCUAUCGUCAAAUGAGUUCAUUACAACGCCGUGGAAAGUGGUUGAUGGUAUUUAUAAAUACUGGAAACAACAACCUGACGUCCAUCGAGAUCGUGGUUGGGUGAAGAUUGAGAAACUUUACUCAAAGGCUCUAUCUGUGAAGGAAAGAGCUCAAAAUGCAACGCAGACAUUCCAGGCAACUCCAUCUUAUUGUUCUCAGGAGGCACAUGAUCAACCUGAGGAGCCCUCUAAUGGCACCGAGAUGCAACAGCAGUGCGAAUCAAGUCUGGAUUCUGCUUCGGCUGAAGAAGCCCAAAGCUCUGCAAGCACCACUGAGCUGCCUGGAGCGGGGACUGCUUGUGAGUGGAACGCUUCUUUGAUAGAGACAUAUUGGGAGGUCGCCGGGCAUGGAAAUGAGGGAUUCUAGCGUUUUGAAAUGAAGAUAGUUUUAUAGUUAUUACAAACAGAAAUUCUUCUCUUGG